Trichoderma virens Gv29-8 is the source of this 1365-nucleotide messenger RNA. RefSeq lists its product as uncharacterized. The annotation marks the transcript as partial. The transcript has 2 exons. The record is from RefSeq and is a predicted model, not a curated record. Lineage: Eukaryota; Fungi; Ascomycota; Sordariomycetes; Hypocreales; Hypocreaceae.
UGCGACUACGACGACUGCGAGGCGUGCGCUGUCUCGCCGGAAGCCGCCGCAGUGCACCACGGCUGCUAUGAAGUCUUUGCCCACAAGUGUCUUGUCCGCGACAGGCAGGUCCUGCUCCGGCGGCUCCUGGUCCUGGCCUUGUGGAGGAGGCCCUGGAGAGAGGCGCAGCCGCUGUUUCUGCCCAGCAGAGUCGACAAGCACACGCUCGACGCCGUGGCCGGGCUGUUUGGGCUGCCGCAGCUGUGCGGGCUGCCGGUUGAGCUGCUCGAGAUGAUCCGCGGCUUCUCGGCGCACUCUCUGUUCUGGAGGAGCAUCUCGGCGCUGCGGAUGGCGGCGUAUGUCUCCGACACGAGAGACGGGCUGUCGCAGACGCAGGUCGUGGCGUUGCGGCAUGUCGUUUCCUGGGAGCGAGGCGGGAGGCUUGACAAGAGCGAGUCUCAGACGCUGCCUCCUAUACUGAGGCUGACGAUGGAUUCCGACGGCAUCAGCAGGGUCGAGCGCCUGCCCAGCCAUCCACGAUACUCGCGAGGAAACUAUACGCAUACCGCGUACAUUGUUGGACCUGACAAUUGCGAGGAGCUCUCUGAUGAGGUGGAAGUAGAGCUCGUGGACAAUCAUUUACGUCUUAAACUCCCUCCUACAGGGCGGAUCCCCCAUAUAUGGAAUACCCCUAAUCCGCCUCUCUUGUCGUCAUGUAACACCUCCCCCUAUGAGCCCUCCUCUACCUGGUCGCGCCUGUUUGCUGUCGAAUCGGAUAGCAUCAGAGGCAUAACCUUCUUCUGCAACCAAGGACGCCUCUGUGACAUCCAUAUCCAUUAUCCGGAGGGACCGUCUGCUCGGUCGACAUAUGACCAAAUGAAACGCACCGUCCAGCGCAAUGUUAUAUGGCUCUACCUGCCUAUCCCGCAAGGCGACCGGUUGACCGUUGUAGGCGUGCGCCAACAGCAUGACUUGCCCCCGUGCCACCUGUUUCGAUUCGAAAAGUCCGGCGACGUCAUCAUAGGGACUCACGGCUCUUCCUUCAGGGACGAUUGUCUGGGCAGAGACGCUCCCCUCACCAUUAUAUACGGCGAGCCGAACCGUGCGGACCUGGUGCCGCGAGUCGAGCUCUUUGGCGCAUACUGCGGCGCGGAAUCAAGGUCCUCUAAAGAUUUGUGUUUGCCGGAUGACUUCCCUCUGGACAAAUACGAGCCCAGCCCCAUCACCGAGGGUGCUUUCUUGCAGGCGGAAUACUUUUCUUGGGCGCCGCUGGACGGCGUUGCGUCUGUUCUGGUCUUCCGCGACCAGGCCACGGGAUGCUGCAAAGGCAUCCUGUUCCACUAUCUGAAUGGAGGAUCCCGGGCCAUUGGCGAAUGCCGGCUUCAU